AUGGGACAAACCCUAACCACCCCAUUAAGCCUUACUUUAGACCACUGGCCUGACGUCUGCGUCCGAGCCGACAACCUGUCAGUCGAUGUUCGAAAGAAGAAAUGGGUGAUCUUUUGUUCGUCCAAGUGGCCUACUGUUGGGGCAGAAUGGCCAAGAGAUGGCACUUUCAAUCUCAAUAUUAUUUCCCAGGUUAAGGCAAAAGUGUUCAGCCCAGGACCACAUGGACACCCGGAUCAACGCCUACACUUUUACCUGAGAAAGUUUGCCCCUAAGGUUCCCCCUCCCCCAGAGAGUCAACAGUUUGUGCCUCUCCCUACUGCACCUUCCCCUGUCCCACCCUCUUCUUUCCUAUAUCCCACCAUUCUUAAGGAGAAGGUUCCCAAAGAAAAACCUCCGAAACCUACCCCUGCGCCCCCUCCCGUCCUUCCUCCGAACCCUGACUCUCCCCUCACUGACCUUCUAUCAGAAGAACCCCCUCCUUAUGCAGAUCCAAAGGAUCCAGAGAGUCUGGAUGGGCCAGAGACUGCAGCGGCGGGUGGACAGCCUGCACAAGUCUCCCCAGCCCCUUCACCCAUGGCGGGAAGACUCCGGGGAAGGCGCGAACCACCCCCUGAUUCCACUACUCAUGCCCUACCCUUGAGAGAGGGCCCAAAUGGCCGACAGCAAUACUGGUCAUUCUCUGCCUCAGAUCUAUACUAUUGGAAACACCAAAACCUCCCAUUCUCCAAAGAUCCAAUAACACUGACUAACCUGAUUGAGUCUAUUUUAGUCACCCACCAGCCCACUUGGGAUGAUUGCCAGCAACUCUUGCAAGCCCUGCUGACAUCAGAGGAAAAGCAAAGAGUCUUUUUGGAGGCUCGGAGAAAUGUCCCAGGUGACAGUGGUAGCCCAACCCUUUUGCCUAACGAAAUUGACGAGGCCUUCCCUCUGACGCGACCUGACUGGGAUUUCACCACAACUGCAGGUAGGGGACACCUACGCCUCUAUCGCCAGUUGCUAAUCGUGGGUCUCCGAGGGGCAGCACGCCGCCCCACCAAUUUGGCCCAGAUUAAGCAAGUAAUACAGGGAAAUGAAGAGACGCCCUCAGCCUUCUUAGAAAGGCUCAAGGACGCUUAUAGGAUGUAUACCCCCUAUGACCCUGAAGAUCCAGGGCAAGCUACAAGUGUAUCCAUGUCUUUCAUUUGGCAGUCUAGUCUGGAUAUUAGAAGCAAAUUGCAGAGGCUUGAGGGUCUCCAGGGAUAUACUAUACAAGACUUACUAAAAGAGGCAGAGAAGAUUUUCAAUAAGAGAGAGACUCCAGAAGAAAAAGAGGAAAGAUUAUGGCAGAGAAUGAAAGAUGGGGAGGAUGAAAGAGACAAGAGGAGAAACAAGGAAUUAACUAGGGUGUGGCCACCGUGGUUCAGGGACAGAAUAGAGAGGGAGACAGGAGGGAGAACGACGUAG
This is a messenger RNA of Microtus oregoni (creeping vole), 1443 nucleotides long. RefSeq lists its product as uncharacterized. The transcript has 2 exons. Lineage: Eukaryota; Metazoa; Chordata; Mammalia; Rodentia; Cricetidae. Bases 1 to 1443 code for a protein of 480 amino acids. The record is from RefSeq and is a predicted model, not a curated record. Gene Ontology annotation, biological process: virion assembly.